Molecule: messenger RNA, 564 nt
Organism: Ctenocephalides felis (cat flea)
Lineage: Eukaryota; Metazoa; Arthropoda; Insecta; Siphonaptera; Pulicidae
Exons: 1
Coding region: 1-564 (187 amino acids)
Source: RefSeq, a predicted model, not a curated record
AUGUGUGGAGCAGAUGCAUUCGCAGCGACGCUGAUGUACGUUGAUAUGCCCAAGUAUUACACUUGGAAUCAAUCAACAAAGAAUUUCCAACGUCGCAAACAAAGAACCCCAAUUCCAGAUUGUCCACAUGUGUUUUCCACUGAUGCACUCGGUCGCAUAUAUACUGUUCAUCCUAGAAAUGAUGAAUGUUUUUAUUUGCGACUGCUGUUGGUAAAUGUACGUGGACCAAAAUCAUUUGAGCAUUUGAAAACUGUGAAUGGCCACCGAUGCCAAACAUAUCGAGAAGCAUGUCAACUAUUGGGUUUGCUGGAGAACGAUUCUAAUUGGGAUCUAAUACUUGCGGAUUCAGUUGUUUCAUCAAAUGCGUACCAAAUACGUACGCUGUUCGCAAUUAUAAUCACCACAUGUUUUCCUUCACAACUAAUGCAAUUAUGGAACGAAUACAAAGACGGCAUAUGUGAAAAUAUCUUGCAUCGCUUGCGCAUUCAAACUAAUAAUCCUGACAUCCAAAUAACCGAUGAAAUCUACAAUGAAGAAUUAAUUCUGAUUGAGGAUCAAUCUUGA